Messenger RNA from Acanthoscelides obtectus, 2415 nucleotides. The record is from the annotation of a GenBank genome assembly. Lineage: Eukaryota; Metazoa; Arthropoda; Insecta; Coleoptera; Chrysomelidae.
ACCGAAGUUAAGCUACUUUACAACACAUUUUUUUUACAAGACUUCUAUGCGUAUACAGUAGGCAACCAGUAUUACGCAGCGCAGACUGACAGCAUGUUCAUCUAACAGUGUGUCUUUGUUAUGUUGGUGUGCCUGAAUUUAAUAGAAGUUGUCAAAAAGGUUAUUUUCAUUUCAUUGAACAAAAUUGCAGUUUUUCACCCCAAAACUACAAUUUAUCAUCAAUCAUUUAUGUAAAACAGCAUGUUUUCACUGCAAAAUCAAAAUCAGGCAUUCGCAACGUUAUCGCAAUUUUCUGCUAAGGUAUCCACCAGACAUAAUGUGUAUUUGGGAAAAAAGUCCUCCCAGAAAUCCAAACAGGCAGCUAAUGUGCUUUGCUUAGACAGCUUCCUGGAAGCAGUAAAGAACUGUGAUUUCUCGUUUGCAAAACACCUCAAUACCAAAACUCUCUUCCAAAAUCAAUUCCUGAGGAACUUCAACGUGUCUUACGUCUCGAAUGAUACGUUUUUCGAAAACAAGCAUGGAUUCUCUGAGAGUGACCUGAAGUCCACUGUUCCAACUUUAGUAGUAAGAAACAAUAAAAAUCUGCACAUACCUCAAAACUUCUACCAGCAAGUAGUUUCCGGAUUGUUAACUGACAACAGAUGUACAAUCAAUAUCCAUCUGAGGGGCUUUAAGACUGAUAGGAGCAUUAAAGCUGAAAUUCAAAGGAAUCCGACUCUAGUUAGCCGAAUAAAAAAUGCAUUGGGAGUAUCAAGCAACCCUCCACCUAUUGAAAACAAGUAUACAGCCCCUGCUACAGCCAAUACUGAGAAGUUGAAGCAAAUGCUGAUUGCAGAUGAUACUUUGAAUGAGAGCGAGAAACAGAGAAUGAAAAUAGCAUUUGCUGAAGGAUAUUUGUUAGGUAACAAUGCUGGGUCUAAAACUGGAAGAACAACAAGGUACUUCAAGGUGUUCACGCAAGUUCUGACAGUGUUUGUUUUUCUUGCCAUUGUUGUUAGUUUGAUGGCCAGUACCAGUGGGUCUGUUUUUAGAAUUCAGCUGGGAAACCAGGUAGAGGUAGACCCGGAGGACAUACAUGUCACAUUUGAAGAUGUCAAAGGAGUUGAUGAGGCCAAACAGGAGCUGAAGGAUGUGGUUGAGUUCCUGAAGAGCCCUGAUAAAUUUUCAAACCUUGGAGGCAAACUACCCAAGGGAGUGUUGCUAGUUGGACCUCCAGGAACAGGUAAAACUUUGCUGGCCAGAGCUGUUGCUGGAGAAGCUGGAGUUCCAUUCUUUCACGCAGCUGGCCCAGAAUUUGAUGAAGUACUUGUGGGACAAGGCGCCAGGAGAGUGAGAGAUUUAUUCAAAGCGGCAAAGAAACGAGCUCCAUGCGUAAUUUUCAUCGACGAAAUUGACUCUGUAGGUUCAAAAAGAACCAACAGUGUUUUGCAUCCCUAUGCCAAUCAGACUAUCAACCAGUUGUUGAGUGAAAUGGAUGGUUUCCAUCAGAAUGAAGGAGUAAUAGUUCUAGGAGCUACUAACAGAAGAGAUGACUUGGACACGGCUCUAUUGCGACCUGGCAGAUUUGACGUCGAGGUAACCGUCCCUACCCCAGACUUCACCGGCAGAAAAGAGAUUCUCACCCUAUACCUGAGCAAAAUCCUGGCAAAGGACAUAGAUCUGGACCAGCUCGCCAGAGGUACCACAGGUUUCACAGGCGCUGAUCUGGAGAACAUGGUGAACCAAGCCGCAUUGAGGGCAGCCAUAGAUGGCGCUGAUUCCGUAUCCAUGAAGUACCUGGAGUCCGCCAGGGACAAGGUGCUGAUGGGGCCAGAGAGGAAGUCGCGCAUUCCAGACGAAGAGGCUAAUCUUAUCACGGCUUAUCACGAGGGCGGACAUGCUAUUGUUGCUUAUUAUACGAAAGAGAGCCAUCCUUUGCAUAAGGUUACCAUAAUUCCUAGAGGUCCCAGCUUAGGCCACACUGCAUAUCUACCCGAAAAGGAACCUUAUCACGUGACAAAGGCCCAGUUGCUUGCCAUGAUGGACACCAUGAUGGGCGGUAGAGCUGCAGAGGAGUUGAUUUUUGGUCCAGAAAAAAUCACAUCAGGUGCAAGCUCUGAUUUGAAGCAGGCAACUUCAAUAGCCACUCAUAUGGUAAAAGAUUGGGGGAUGUCAGAGAAAUUGGGGCUUAGGACAAUGGCGGAUAAUCCUAAAAGCUUUCACGGUGAAACUCUGGGCCCAUCUACCAGCGAAAUGGUUGAUACUGAAAUAAAGAGAAUACUCACAGAGAGCUAUGAGAGGGCAAGACAAAUUCUGAAGCUCCAUGCAAAGGAGCACAAAGCAUUAGCCGAAGCUUUAAUGAAAUAUGAAACGUUGGAUGCGGAAGACAUCAAGGCCAUUAUGGCAGACAAACUGUCAGAGAAGAGAAAACAUUGA